AUGAAAGACAUUCACAAGAAGCCUUUACCAAUAGGCUACAGUUGGCGUUCGUCAAAAUGGUUCAUUCUCUCUACCGUCGCGAUCGCGCUGUUUGCUGAGACGUUCCUUUAUGGCUUUCUAGUUCCUAUCCUUGGUGAAAUGCUCCAGAAUCGCCUGGAUGUCCAGCCAUCCAAAGCUCAGCAGUUGACCUCUGCCGUUCUUGCCCUCCAUGGUACUCUGGCUGUGAUCUCGGGCCCUAUUAUCGGUCAUUUCGCCGAUAAAUACCAAGAUCGCAAGACCGCACUAUUACUAUCUCUUGGAUGGUGUAUUAUCGGCACAUGCAUGGUCGCCAGCGCUCACUCAGUCCCAAUGCUACUGUUAGGCCGUGUGAUGCAAGGUAUUGCGGGGUCUGCUGUGUGGAUUGUCGGCUUUGCAACAGUCGCCGACACUAUCAGCCCGAGCCAUAUAGGAUUCGCAUUGAGCAUGAUGAUGUCUUGCGCGAACACCGGGACAAUCAGCGGGCCUUCAAUUGCUGGGUUGCUUUUGGAGGCUACUGGUUACUGGAUAACAUGGUCGGUCCCGCUUCUGGUCCUGACCAUAGACUUCAUUGCACGCGUUUGUAUGAUCGAGAGUCCAGCUAGUCCUCCCUCUACGCCCAAGGACGGUCCAACAGAGACCGAGAGUCUGCUUCCCUCCUCCGAAGAACAAAUUCCACCGACAAUCGGAAAUUUCUGGCAUAUAAUGCUAUGCAACGGUCGUAUCAUAACUUGUCUGCUGAUUAUAGUGAUGGGUACAACUAUGAGCACGAGUUUCGAUGCCACGCUUCCUCUCCACGUUGAAGAGAAAUUCGGAUGGGGUCCCAGUGCUACUGGACUCCUUUUUGCUGGCCUUGUCGUUCCGGGUGUUUUGAUCGGCCCUCUUGCUGGUUGGGUCCGUGAUCGAAUCGGAACACGAUCACCUACGGUGGUCUGUGCCAUUCUCGAGGCAGUCGCAUUUGGCCUAAUGGGUAUUGCUGGUAGCGAUAUUCCUUGGGCGAGUGCCUAUGCUAUGGGCAAACCGCUCUACAUAACCUCUAUCGUGGCUGUAGGCACAUUGCGGCCAUUUGUGUCUGGUAUCGCGCCUGUCGAACUGGCGGCUACUGCUAAAGCAAUUCAGGAAAAGUCCCCAGGUAUUUUCGGGCCUAAAGGAGGCAUGUCACGCGUAUUCUCUAUGAUGGAUGUUGCUGCUUCCCUCGGUAUGAUGCUUGGUCCAAUCCUAGGUGGUUUGCUGAAGGAAAUUAUCGGCUAUAAAUGCAUGAGCUGGACUUGGGCUCUCUUAUAUUUGCUCCUUGCUGCUGCUGCAAUGUGCUUCUUACGAUCUGAGAGCAUUGAUACAACGCCGCAUUCCGAGGAAGAGGGGUAG
Messenger RNA from Penicillium vulpinum, 1380 nucleotides. Its product is annotated as MFS transporter. The coding region runs from base 1 to 1380 and encodes 459 amino acids. The record is from RefSeq and is a predicted model, not a curated record. Lineage: Eukaryota; Fungi; Ascomycota; Eurotiomycetes; Eurotiales; Aspergillaceae. Gene Ontology annotation, biological process: transmembrane transport. The transcript is spliced from 4 exons. Gene Ontology annotation, molecular function: transmembrane transporter activity.